ACGAGCUCGCGCACGUCUGCGUUGUGCUCAGUGGACUGAGAGAGAGUGAGGGAGAGAGAGAGAGAGAUAGAGCGAGAGAGUAGCAGAGCUUUGCAAUAGUCGUAGUGACCCGUUCCCACUCACGCGCCCCCUCCUCUUUAGCUAAAAUGUCAAAGUUGGACCAGGUACUCGUUCUCGAGCCCCCUUCCGACCUCAAAUUUAAAGGUCCAUUCACAGAUGUCGUCACGACCAACCUCAAGCUGAAGAACCCCUCCGAAAGAAGAGUGUGCUUCAAAGUCAAGACGACGGCGCCGCGCCGGUAUUGCGUACGGCCCAACAGCGGCAUCAUCGAAGCGGGAGCCGCCGUCAACAUCUCUGUUAUGCUACAGCCCUUUGACUACGACCCCAAUGAGAAGAGCAAACACAAAUUCAUGGUGCAGACAAUCUUCGCUCCACCCAACGUCUCUGACAUGGACUCUAUGUGGGGAGACGCAAAACCCGGUGACCUCAUGGAUUCCAAGUUAAGAUGCAUCUUCGAGUUGCCUUCUGAAAAUGAUAAGAUGAAUGACGCCGACUUGAGCAAAUCUGCCCCGGUGAUGAACUCCGCCAAGGCUGACCUGCCCUCAGCUGCCGCCGCCGCCGCCGCAGCAGCAGCACCAACCCCUGCCGUUUUGGCCAGCGCUUCUGCCUCAUCAUUGGAUGACAACGAGAUGAAGAAGUUGCUGGAGAAGUGUAAGCGGUUGCAGUCCGAGAUGGGCAAAAUGGCCGAGGAGAACCGGCAUUUAAAGGACGACGGCGCUCGCAUGAGGAAGAUGGCGCGCUCGGAUCACGUGAGCGCCUCCUCAGCCGCUUCGCUGCCCUCCCUCCUGGUGGUCAUCGCGGCCAUCUUCAUCGGCUUCUUCCUAGGGAAGUUCAUCUUGUAGACUCACGAGUUGGCGGCGGCGUCUCCGCGCUCCUCCUUCCUCUCGAACCAAGUGUUUGUGUUGACGUCUGCCAUAUCACCGACAGCGUGGGCAUCCGGGCCAACACGCGUGUACAAUAAAGGGGUUGCCUUUUUCCCCUCCCCCUCCCCCCACACGGUUAAGUGCGCGCAAGCGUCCAGAAAGCAAAGGUGAAGAAAGUCUUUUUUUUUUUUUU
Hippocampus zosterae (dwarf seahorse) is the source of this 1116-nucleotide messenger RNA. It is a transcript of the gene vapal, whose product is annotated as VAMP (vesicle-associated membrane protein)-associated protein A, like. Gene Ontology annotation, molecular function: FFAT motif binding. The transcript is spliced from 6 exons. The record is from RefSeq and is a predicted model, not a curated record. Gene Ontology annotation, biological process: neuron projection development. Gene Ontology annotation, cellular component: endoplasmic reticulum membrane; plasma membrane. Lineage: Eukaryota; Metazoa; Chordata; Actinopteri; Syngnathiformes; Syngnathidae. Bases 147 to 902 code for a protein of 251 amino acids.